CCCGCAAGUCCUUCCCCGCCCUCGUCGGCUCCGGCGCCUCCAUGGCCGCCGGCGUCUUUGGCCCCUGCGGCUUCAGCCUCCCGCACAUGCACCCACGCGCCACGGAGCUCUUCGCGAUCACGGCUGGCAAGGUGCACACGGAGAUGGUUGUCGAGAACGGCGUGCGAGUGGGCAACGCAACGACCGGACGCCGCUUGAUCGAGACGGAUGUCGGUGCGAACCAGAUGACGGUGUUCUAUCAGGGUGCGGUGCACUCGCAGUUCAACAUGGGCUGUGAGAAUGCGACGUUCGUGGCGGGCUUUGGGAGCGAGGACCCCGGAGCUGCGGUCGUUGAUCAGGAGGUGUUGGCCUUGGCUGAGGGUACGUUCUUGGCGCCGUUUGGGACUGUGGUUGAGGGGCAUGAUGUGGACGCCUUUCAGGGGAAGAUCUCUCCGAGCAUCACCAAGGGCGUCGAGAAGUGCCUGAAGGCGUGUGGGAUCAAUAAGAGGGCUAUUGUGUAGAUGCGGACAGGCUGAUAUGUCGGAUUGGUAUCAAGCUCCGGGAUGAGACAUUGCUUGCUUCUUGAUUUAUUUAUCUUACAUAUUUAGAUUACUUUUAGAGUUGCAUUUCGGAAUCGUUUUCUAUAUGAUUUACGUGUCUUCAGUGAUUCGGGGGGCCAUAUGAAGCACGAACUAAGUCUUGGGAUAUUUGGUGCGUGGUGAUUCAAUGGAUAAUGAAUAUCGCAGUUAUAGCGCAGUUUGCAAUCGCGACUGUGGUAAAAGUUCUGUAUAUUUUGUGGGACUAGAGGAUGCAUUGGUUAUCAUGAGUCGAUAUUAUAUUACAUCACAAUCAAUAUAUCACAG
Messenger RNA from Pseudogymnoascus verrucosus, 842 nucleotides. RefSeq lists its product as uncharacterized. Gene Ontology annotation, molecular function: manganese ion binding. The transcript has a single exon. Bases 42 to 500 code for a protein of 152 amino acids. Gene Ontology annotation, cellular component: cell wall. The record is from RefSeq and is a predicted model, not a curated record. Lineage: Eukaryota; Fungi; Ascomycota; Leotiomycetes; Thelebolales; Thelebolaceae.